UAUGUCUUAUACUAUAGAAAGUUAUCUAAGUGUAAAUAUUAACGAAACCAUUGAAAAGCUAUUAAAAAGACUAAGUAAAAGACUAAACUGCUUUGUUCAACUUGUACCUGAAAAUGAUUGCUGCAAUGAUAUCAGAGAAUUAAUUGAUGUACAACACAGGAAACAUGAUGAGUUUACAUUUUACGACUAUCCUAUCGAAUAUCAAAAUAGAACAAUUGGAAUUCUUCAAAUAGGCGAUAAUACAGAAAUUGAAAUAAUUAAAGGCUUUCAAACUCUUAUUAAUCAAUUAAUUAUUAAUCAUUUUAAAUGGAAGAGUAUAAAAAGUUCGAAAAUUGUUCAAGUUGACAAUAUUGAUGAAGAUUUAAUAGAAAAAUUCAUUAAAAAGUUUGAAGAAAUUAGAAAACGACCAACUGUUGAUAAAUGGUCUAGUCAAGAGGCAAGAAGCAACUUUAAAAUUAAAGUUUCAACCUACGCAAAAAGAAACUUACCAAUACCUUUUGUUUUACUUGGUUUCCCUUUUAAAUCGACUAGCGACGAAAAGGUUAUAGGCCAUUUACCUGACAUGGGAGAAUACGUUUGCCUUAAAAGACUAGAAGACUGGUGUGAAAGCGUGAAGGAAAUAUACCCUCCUGGUGUUAGAUUCGUUAUUUGCAGUGAUGGUAGAAUCUAUUGCCGGCUUUUAAAUGUUGAAGAUUCUAUUAUUUUUCAGUAUAGACAUGCUGUUGUUAAUCUUCUUCCCAGUAAUAAUAUAUCAUGGGUUGGAUUAGACGAUUUCUUACCUAAUGAAAUUUAUAAUAGUGAUGCUAAAAGAGAAUUCCUUGAUCUAGUUUAUAAACCUAGUUUAGAAGAGACAAAGAAAAAUAUAUCUGAGAAUGGAAACUUAAAAGUUGUAUUUGAAACUUUUAAACAAUUUGUGAAAGAAGAAAAGAAAUUUGCAUCUAAUGAGUCAGACGAUAAGGAAUGCGAUUGUAUCACUUAUAAAAUGAUGCAAAGAAAUCAAGUGUAUAGUGAUUUUAUGGAAGAUUUAUUCCCAACGCAUAUUCGCUUGUCUAUCCAUUCACACGAUUCAAUUAAGAAAGUUGGAAUUAAUCUACUUGGUGAUGGAGAUACAGCAACACCUGUAACUUUACAAUUCAUAGUAAAAAUAUGA
Dimorphilus gyrociliatus is the source of this 1150-nucleotide messenger RNA. NCBI's taxonomy places the organism in Eukaryota, Metazoa, Annelida, Polychaeta, Dinophilidae. The record is from the annotation of a GenBank genome assembly.